ACGUUGCCGGGGUUUCUGUAAACAAACCUCACUCAGAAAGCCAAAAAACAAAAAAAUGAUGCUCGGUGAACCCCAUCGCCCAAAUCCGACCGUCCACGUGCCUCCCUGGACCCUAACCCUAGAAGAUCCUACGGCUGAGAUUUACUCGCCAUUUCCUCUGAGCGGUGUCUCCGUCAACAGCUCUGAUUCCAAUGGCAACUCCGGUGAGUACUCUCCCUACUACCUCCACGAAGCACUAACGGCUCUGAGUCCGUACAUGGCCGGAGACGCUGACGCCGAUUCUGACUCGGAGAUUUCCGGCCGCGAGUCCGACUCGCCGGUCGACGCGUACUCGUGCGAUCACUUCAGGAUGUUCGAGUUCAAGGUUCGGCGGUGCGCGAGGGGAAGAUCACACGACUGGACGGAGUGUCCGUACGCUCAUCCAGGCGAGAAGGCUCGCCGAAGGGAUCCGAGGAAGUACCACUACUCCGGCACGGCUUGUCCGGAUUUUCGAAAAGGCCAUUGCAAGAAAGGCGAUUCCUGCGAGUUCGCUCACGGAGUGUUCGAGUGCUGGCUCCAUCCGGCUCGGUACCGGACUCAGCCGUGCAAAGACGGGACGAGCUGCCGACGCCGCGUUUGCUUCUUCGCUCACACGCCCGACCAGCUUCGGGUUCUGCCCCCUCAGCAGAGCCCUAAGGGCUCCAACUCCGUCGAUUCCUACGACGGAUCGCCUCUCCGCCAGGGGAAGACGCUGCCGUUCUUCUCGUCUUUCUCCCCGACGUCGAUCUCGCCACCCACCAGUCCUCCGGCGGAGUCUCCGCCGAUGUCUCCGAUGACUCAGGUCCUAAGCCGCUCUCUCGGCUCGAGCUCCGUUAACGAAAUGGUGGCUUCGCUGAGGAAUCUUCAGCUCGGAAAGGUAAAGUCUCUUCCUUCUUGCUGGAACAACACUCAGAAGGGCUCUCCUGUGUUCGGAUCGCCCCGUGGGUCGAUGCUUCGACCCGGAUUCUCUAGCCUCCCCACAACUCCAACUAGGGCUCCGACGGCCCGACCCGGCUUUAUGGAUUUCUACGAUUUGGGCUGCGAGGAGGAGCCCGCCAUGGAAAGGGUCGAGUCCGGAAGGGACCUUAGGGCGAAAAUGCUUCAGAAGCUCAGCAAAGAGAACUCUCUGGGCCGGGUCAACCCGAAUCUGUCUUCAGGUGGUGCUCCUGAUGUCGGGUGGGUCUCCGAGCUGGUCAAGUGAAGGAAUCAAAUAAAGAAAAAAAGAAGAAAAAUUGCUUCGAAUUUCAAAAUUAUAUUUUGGGGGUUCAUUUUGGUGGUGGUUUCUUUUGUUAGUUUUUGGGAUUUUGCUUCCUUUCUCUCUUUAUCUCUCGCUGUGGAUAUUAUCAGGAAAUAGAGGGAUUAAGAGUGAACUGGAAUUGGAUUUUGGAAGCAAAAAAAAAAAAAAAAAAGGCAGGUUGAAAGAUUCUGCUUGUAAAUACUUUUGAAAUUAUUAUUAUCAUCAAGUAAGGUGGUAUGCGUGGGUGAAGAGUAGAAUCAUCUCUGUUUUGGGGAAUUUCCUUAGAAGAAUUUAGAUUGAUAAGUAAAAGGGAAAAAUGGGAACUUUUUUUUUUUUUUUUUCCUUUUUUGGUGGCUUGUAUAGUUUAUUAAGCGGACAGUGAAUCGGUGAUCCAUUUUCAAUUCCCACUUCCCUUUUGCUUGUUUAUUUAUGUUAAUUAUUGUAUUUAAUCACCACUAUCUCACUUUUGCUAAUCUUUAUCAUCAUUGUAAAAAAAUUUUAUAUCCUUGUAAUGAUCUUAUCCUGUUGGAACCUA
This is a messenger RNA of Morus notabilis, 1790 nucleotides long. Its product is annotated as zinc finger CCCH domain-containing protein 20. NCBI's taxonomy places the organism in Eukaryota, Viridiplantae, Streptophyta, Magnoliopsida, Rosales, Moraceae. Bases 56 to 1219 code for a protein of 387 amino acids. The record is from RefSeq and is a predicted model, not a curated record. Gene Ontology annotation, molecular function: metal ion binding. The transcript has a single exon.